CCCCCGUUCUUCUCGCGUAAGGAAACGGAAGCGCUCGAUAAAAGGGGAGUCUUCAGCGGCGAGGCCUCGUCCCCUUCUCGUUCCGUUCGCCAGCCACCACCCCUACCUCCCCCCUCUGAUCGAGUGAUCAUCCAAGGUUUCCUCCCUCGAGGCGAGGGUUCGGGUCGCCUGUGCUGCCGCCGCGUCCACCGCGGGGGGAGUCGUGCCGCGAUGUCUGCCCUUUGGGCCGCGCCGCGGUUCCACGGCCUCGAGAAGCGCGACGACGCGUGGAAUCUCGUCGUCAAGGUCAAAUACGGUGACACCCUGAAACGUUUCAAUGCUUGUGUGAAUGGUCCAUACUUUGAUCAUGAUCUGGCUGCCCUUCGGUUGAAGAUUGCAAGUGCCUUUAAGUUCAGUCCUGAUGUUGAAUUCAUUCUCACUUAUACUGACGAGGAUAGAGAUGUGGUCAUGCUGGAUGAUGAUAAUGAUCUACGUGAUGCUGCUAUUAAUCAGAAAUUGAACCCUCUUAGGAUUAAUGUUCAGUUGAAGAGCAGCAAGGUUGGGGUACCUCGGACAAAACAGCAGGCCUCGAAUUCCAGAUCUCUGAGGUCCACGGCUCUCGAAGAUCAACUAGCUCAGGUGAAAUCAGCUAUUGAUGAUGCCUUGAAGUUUGUACCAGAGCAAGUCCCCGCUAUCCUUGCAAAACUGUCCCAUGACUUGCGCUCUAGAGCUGCAUCAUCAGCACCAUCAUUGGCCGAGUUGCUGGACCGUUUUGCUAAACUGAUGAUACCAAGUAGCAACGUGCAGCCUUCUAGUGGCCCUGCUGAUGGCUCAUCUCGCUCCUCUUGUGGUGGACCACAAACAUCGGGAAAUUCUAAGAUUAAGCAUGACUCUGCACCUAUGAUAGGUUCAGCUUCAGAGCCCUCGGACAUGCAAAAUUCUGAGACAUCUAAAGCACUUGGUCUUAAGAGUGUGCUAUUUGAGAACCCCGUUUCUAAAAUUGAACAAGCACCACUAUAUCCUCCCAUUGAGGAUUCACUGAUUUUUACUAGUUCAGGUGGAAGGAAAUCUGAUUGCAAAGGAAGUGCUGAUACUGAGAUUAAGAGAAAAUUUGAUGCGCACAGUAAGGGUAAAUCUGUCACAUUCUCCGUGCCACCAGUUUCUAUCACAUCUCAUGUUGCUCCUACCCAACGAUAUGUUCCUGCUCAAUCUUUGGGUGAAAACACAUUGAGAUAUGCACGAAACCCUGCCUAUAUGACCUAUGGAUCCAAUGGAAAGGUCAGUGGUGAUAUGCCGUCGAUAUGCCCUCGUCCACCAGCAUUGUACCCUUCUCCACCAGCAGUGCACCCUUACCAUAUGAACUUUGGGGCAAAGGGAUUAAUUAAUGGUGAUUUGUGCUCGACUUUUCCCCCUCCACCCAACAUCUAUGAACCAUUCAAGUUGAACACACCAUCAGUUGGUACGUAUUUCCCUUACCCAGAAGGCAUCUACUCUUCUGGGAGUUCGCACAGAGAUGAUAUGCCCUCAUCACUCAGUAAUUAUGUGCCUAAUCCAGAAGGCUUGAACUCUUUUGGGAGUUCAUACGGAGAUCUUAGUGCCAAUUAUGGGAGCAUCCCACAACACGCACUGCAUAGAUGGAUACAAUGUGAUGGCUGUGGGGUGACGCCUAUUGUUGGGCCUCGCUACAAGUCUAAUGUUAAAGAAGACUAUGAUUUGUGCGGUGCCUGUUUUUCUCACAUGGGCAAUGAGUCUGAAUAUACCAGAUUAGACAUGCCAGCUUCAAAAAAUAACUGGACGAUCCUUGGGCAGAUUCCACCGGUGAAGCCUGACUGUCACUUCAUCAAGGAUGUUACUGUCCCUGAUGGUACACCAAUGGCACCGUCAACUCCCUUUACCAAGAUUUGGCGCAUGCAGAACAGUGGGGCUACCAUGUGGCCGUUUGGUACCCAGCUUAUCUGGGUUGGCGGGGAUCAAUUUUCAUGCCAGAGUUCAGUUAAAUUAGCGAUUUCAUUGAAUAGGGGGCUUCCUGUGGGCCAAGUGACUGAUGUCGCUGUUGAUUUUCUUGCCCCUGCGAAGCCUGGUAGGUACAUAUCUUACUGGAGAUUGGCAUUACCCUCAGGUCAGAAAUUUGGUCAGCAAGUUUGGGUUCUUAUUCAGGUGGAGCAGCCUAUUCAAACCAGUAGUAGCAAACAGGCUGCUGCAAUAAACUUGAACCUGGCCCUAGAAGCCAACAGUGCAAAACUGAAGCCUUCCAUCAUUGAUAUGAACAGUGAUCCCAUAGUGCCUUUCUUUGGAUACUCUGAAAAAUUGAAGCCUUUCAGCAUCAAUAUAAACACUGAUACCACAGUGCCUAACUUUGAAUACCGUUUUCGUGAAUCCAUCAAACCCAAGGAAUCUGAGCCUGCUCCUAGUGUUAUGCCCUCUGUCCCAACAGCAGUUCAACCAGUGCAGAUCCCCAUCACUGAUGCAUCCGCCUUGUCUGCUGGAGCUGCAUUGGCUUCGGUACCUGCUGGUGUGCCUGCAACUGAUGCUAUGUCUGCUCCUGUUAGUGUGCCUGCGCCUGCAACUGCUCCUGUUAGUGUGCCUGCGCCUGCAACUGCUCCUAUUAGUGUGCCUGCUGCACCUUCUAAUGAAAUCAUCAACCACACGGAGGAGAAACUGCUGAGUGAGCUGGAGCAUAUGGGCUUCAUGCAGGCUGACCUGAACAAGGAGAUACUCCGGCAGAAUAAGUACGACCUGGAGCAGUCUGUUGUUGAUCUAUGUGGCUUCAAUGAGUGGGAUCCACUCCUUGGCGAGCUCUCCGAACUGGGUUUUGAUGAUGCAGAGAUGAACAAGGCGGUGGUUGAGAGUGACGACGAACGCAUCAAGCUACUGGCCACUGAUCUCUCUUCCAGUGCGAAGGACCAGUGAUGGAUGACCUUGCGCUCGGCUGUCAGCAGUACCUAGUAACCUAGAUGUAGAUAAGUAGUAUGCUUGAAUAAGUCGAAGAAGUAAUGCAGUAUGCCUGAACCUUACUGGGUGUGGCGUUACAUUGCCGGUUAAUGAUCGCCGGCGCACUGCGUAUGCUAUUACUAUGGUGAUAUGGUCUAUCUAUUAUAUUUGUGUUCCUAUU
Messenger RNA from Phragmites australis (common reed), 3091 nucleotides. Its product is annotated as protein JOKA2-like. Lineage: Eukaryota; Viridiplantae; Streptophyta; Magnoliopsida; Poales; Poaceae. Gene Ontology annotation, molecular function: zinc ion binding; protein binding. Bases 211 to 2889 code for a protein of 892 amino acids. The record is from RefSeq and is a predicted model, not a curated record. The transcript has 7 exons.